Molecule: messenger RNA, 1355 nt
Organism: Ipomoea triloba (trilobed morning glory)
Lineage: Eukaryota; Viridiplantae; Streptophyta; Magnoliopsida; Solanales; Convolvulaceae
Product: sec-independent protein translocase protein TatB
Exons: 7
Coding region: 157-849 (230 amino acids)
Source: RefSeq, a predicted model, not a curated record
CGCCAUGGCCGUAGCUCAUUGCUUCUUUGAUUGUGUAUUUCCCCUCAGCUCCGCGCUCCGGCUUCCUCUGCUUAUCCCCGCAAACGAGACUGAGAGAUUCAUAUACUCCGGCCUCCUCCAAUCCUGCCUGCGAACCAGACGGAGGGAUAUGUAGAGAUGCUAGGGAUUUCAUACGGAGAGUUGUUUCUCUUGCUCGGAGCUACCGCCGCUUUAAUUGGACCUAAGGACCUUCCAAUCCUAGCCAGAACGGCCGGAAGGUUAUCUGGCCGUGCUAUUGGCUAUGUUCAAAUGGCGCGCGGUCAAUUCGAGAGUGUCAUGCAGCAAACUCAAGCUCGACAGGUACAUAAAGAACUUCAAGAUACAAUUGCUCAAUUAGAAGCCAUAAAACAUGAAAUCCGGACUAUUUCUUUCAUGAAUCCUGGUCCAUUAACCACAAGACUUGUAGACAACAUCAACAAUAUACCUGCAGCUGGAGCUGAUAUAGUGGAAACUGGACCUGAAAAAGCUGAUAAUGAGGAGGGCACAACAGUGGCCAUUACACCCAAGGAUCAAGACCCAAAGGCCUCAACAUCUUCUGAUAUGCACAGCCAAGCAACUGCUUAUGCAAAAUUGGCAGAAAUCACAUCAGCAAAUGUUGGGUCUGUAAAUAGCGAAGCUCUCAAUGAGCUUAUUGAUGAAUCUGGUAACCUUGUACUUCCAGUCUCUGCUAAAAGUGCAGGGUUGUUGCCUGAUCACAAAGCUGAAGUGAAGGGAUCUGACAUUGUAUUAGAAGCUAUUCUAGAGGCAGAUGUGGCACAAAAUGCAAAGAAGUUUUUCGUACAGUCCCAAAACCAAAUUAAAUAUGAAUGAGAGGUUAUUGACCUCCUCUGAUUGGCACAAGCAAUCCAUUAAACCAGAGCAGUAUAUAAUGGGAAAUGAUUGGCAUUCACUGAAGAGUAAAAACACAUUUCGAGUCAAAAUAUAUCAUGAUUGGUUGAUUCUCAAAUCAGCAUCGGUGCUGCUUGUAUCAGGUACAAAGUUUAACGUUGUAUUUGGUAUACGAGACACCGUGCUGAUCAGCAUUUUAGAAAUUUCGUUACUUCAUACUAUAAUGUUAGCAUAUUAACUUGAGGUUUAACUAGGAAGAGUUUUUGUUUUUGUUUUUGGAAGGGUGUUAAAGUAAAUAGCAAAUAAUAAAGAGAAAUUAAAAUAUAAAUGAUUGAAAUGGUGAGGUCUACAUGUUUUUCUUUUUAGCUGCGGAAUUGGGUUUGUCGUAUGUGAUGGGGUACGUGUUGUGCGAAUAUUGUGUGGAGAGUGGUCCAUAGCCCCAUCUCCAUAACAAACUCACAUUUCAAGUUUGCUUCCACUUCUGUCAA